Messenger RNA from Hordeum vulgare subsp. vulgare (domesticated barley), 2520 nucleotides. RefSeq names its product translation initiation factor IF-2-like. The record is from RefSeq and is a predicted model, not a curated record. Bases 1556 to 2398 code for a protein of 280 amino acids. The transcript has 2 exons. NCBI's taxonomy places the organism in Eukaryota, Viridiplantae, Streptophyta, Magnoliopsida, Poales, Poaceae.
UCCCCCUCUCUGGCCCCCACGGAGCAGACCACGACCCAUCUCGGCCAAAGAGGUUGCUUGGGCCUCCCGCCGCGCACUGCACGCUCUGGCGCGGGUUAAACAGAGGUGGGCUGAGGCCCACAAGGGCCCACCCCAGCCACCGCGUCGAGGCCCAGGACAGGGGAGGCCGGCCAGGCGCGGGAUUAGGGUUCCCCCCCCGACCCGAGCGCCGCCUCCUCGUUCUGUCGCCCAACCUCAUUCCCCUGUGCGCCCGGCUCCUCGGUCGGCUUCUCCUGCCCAAGUUGUGUGCGCCCCGCCCUCGCUCGCGCCUGCCUCCCUCCGACAGCCAGCAGGCGCCAUUCUGGCGCGCGGCUGGACUACGCUGCGGCCGACUCCCCUGUGCACGGUCGGCCGCCCCCUGCUCCCGUCCGCCCCUCUCUAAGGCUCUCCUACCGGGAGGCUCUGAUGACCCGUCAUGCUGGGGAUGGCCAGUCCGGCCGACCAGCUCUCCCAGCCCGCGGCCUCUCCCGUGAUCUCGCCCCGGAUGGGGGUGCCGGCGCUGGCUCGUCAAGUUCCGGCCGCGUGGGUACCAGUCGGCUAGGGAGGUCCCCGAAAUACUACUCCGGAACCUCCCUCCGCCACCCCCACCCGGACCGGGACCCCCGCCUGCCGCUGCCGGGCUCGUCGGGGGACAUUCGGAGUGUGAGGUCUGAUGUGGACCGGGAAGCGGCCCUUCGGGCUGAGUUGGUGGCGCGCCCCCCUCCGGUUUCUCGGCCUCGGGACGCGCAUGCUCCUCGCACUCCCCCUGCCCGUGCCCCUGCUCACCGGACCUCGGCGCCCACUUGGAGGCGGGAUCGUCAGGACCAUCGCUGGGAGGACCGGCGGGGCGGGCCGCAUGUGCGGCGCAGCGAUGAUGAUCGCCGCUCUGACUGGCGCACCUCUCGGGCGGAGGGUGCGGACUAGCGCCGGGAUGACGGGCCUCCCAGGCGCGUGUCCCCCGAGGUCCCGCCUGGCGCCCCUCUGCCCGCCCCGGCCCCGACUAAGAAGAAGAAGUCGAAGAAGAAGAAGGCCGCUGCUGCUACUCUCGCGGGUGCUGGGUGCCUGACCCUGUCGGGGGCUCCUGAACAGGAGGCUCUGGACCCCCCCCCCCUCCCGCCACGCGGGUUAGUCGCCAGCGCUCCCGUGAGGACACGAUGUGCAUCAACUGCGGAUGCGCAGGUCACUUCCGCUCGGAGUGUGAGGCCCCCCGCAGUGCCCCACGACCCUCGCAUACCUUGGGUAUGGUGCUGAGCGUGGGAGUUUCUACUUCGUGGAUGCGGAGAUUGAGGAGGAGCCGGCUCGGCCUCACCUGGCGACGGUCACCCUGGCUUCCGAGUAGGUCAUCCCGGAGGGGCUGUUGAUCUCGGCUGGCCUCAUCCGGGCUGAGCUCGCGGCUUACAUUGGCGACUUUCGUGAUUCCGAGUUCGCCUGGGAGGUGACUGAGACGGCCCCCCUCGUCUUCUCGGCACCCUUUCCCUCGGCCAAGCUACUCCGGGUCUGCUCACAUGACCUCAUCCGCUGUCCCAUCAACAAGUUCAUGAUUUCCGUGCAGGCGGCGGCGGCAGAACCUGACCCCGUCCCGCCCCUGGAGAAGGUGUGGGUCCUCGUAUAUGGCCUCCCAAGGGGAGGCAGCGUGGCUCCGCGGGGUGGCAAGCUUACCCACAUCCUGAAAGCUAUCUCCGAGCCGAUGGGCAAGUUGAUCACCGCCGACCUGGCAUCAUUUGAGGAUGAUGCUCCCGCCCGCAUUGAGAUCCUCUGCCCGGCUCCCGCUGAGAUCGAUGGCAUGUCCUUGGUCUUCUACUUCGGGUCCAAGGGCAGGCGCCUCACCUUCGAGCUCGAGUCCCCGACCCUCGUGGACCCGCUGGAUUCGGCCCUGGCUGGCCUAGCCCCUGGCGAUGGGGGGCUUGGUGGCGAGGAGGGAUCUUCGGAGGAGGGUUCGUCUUCCGAGGGCGAUGAGGAUGUUGGAGGGGCUCUGCCCGAACCGUCCGAUGGUCAGCGCAACCCCGACACUGCGCCCGCUGGACCGUCGGGGCCCGCGGAGAGUACCCCCGUGGUGGCUUUGGUGCCGAAGGCGGCCGUAGGCACUGGGAUGGCCCUCCCUGUCUCUGACCGCCUGGUGGUCGCCGCCGAGGAGGAGGUGAGUGUGGGUAUGGAGGUGUGCCCUGCCUCCUCCCUGCGCUCGCCUGGGGUGGUCUGCUACUCGCGUUCUCCGGGGUCCCCUCCUUCCCCGACCUUGGGGUCCCCGGACCCAGGCCCUCCUAUGGUCGUCCACCCUGGCUGGGUGUCUGAGACCCCCCCCCCCCCCCCCGCACCACGCUCGAGGCCACGUGAGGGCGCCUCCCUCGUGGUGGCGGCGCGACAGAGCACGCGGAUCAGCUAGUCCCGGAUCCUUCAGGAUAGCCGCAUCCCGACGAUCCCUGAGCUGGCGGCUUGCUGUGCUGCAGCCCGUGAUCUGUUUUCGGCACCGGGAGCGGAGACCGAUUAUGUGGAGUCAGGAGAGUA